This is a messenger RNA of Lagenorhynchus albirostris (white-beaked dolphin), 6380 nucleotides long. It is a transcript of the gene WDR97, whose product is annotated as WD repeat domain 97. The coding region runs from base 4 to 5268 and encodes 1754 amino acids. Lineage: Eukaryota; Metazoa; Chordata; Mammalia; Artiodactyla; Delphinidae. Gene Ontology annotation, molecular function: protein binding. The transcript is spliced from 22 exons. The record is from RefSeq and is a predicted model, not a curated record.
CUCAUGAGGCGUGGGGGCGGGGCCUGCGUCGAGGGCGGGGCCUGCUGCGUCCGGUAUCCUAGCAACGGUCCUAGAGGGCUGUUGAGCCGCCUGGACCCCGCGGCUCCUGAAAUGGAGCCAGAAGUGUGGGACGCAAGCAAGCCCUUUACCAUAGAAGGCGACCACCUGAUUCCAGACCUGGACCUGUAUGAUGCCGACAUCUACGACGUCCCGGACCCGGGACUGCUCAACGAAGAGGAUGAGUCAUCGUUUAAGGAGGCGGCCCCACGGCUUUUUACCAGCAACUCUCGGUGGCAGAAUGUGACCCCGAGCGCCCGUGCUCGCCAGCUGUGGCUGCUCCUGCGUACAGGUCUCCAGACUUUGGUGGAAAAGGAAAAGAGAGCCGAGCUGCACGUGGCGCGCUUGACGCACGGGCUAGAGCUGCUGCGCCGCCUGGAGGUGGCAGCCGGGCUGUGUUCGGUGGCACAGGACCCCAUGGGCAGACGCUUCGUGGUGCUGGACGGUGCCGGCCGCCUGCACCUGCGCAGAGAGGAUGGCUGGGCACAAGAGAAGCUGCUAGCUCCGGUCGCGCUUACAGGGCUGGUGGCAGUGCCGGGCGAGCUGGGCACUGUGGGCCGCUUUGUGGGCUGGGGCCCAGCGGGGUUGGCCAUAUUAAGGUCCGACCUCAGCCUGCUGUGGCAGAGUAAGCCAGUGGAGCGCAGGGUGCCAGGCCGCGAGCCAGUCUGCUGCCUGCCGGUGCCCGACGCCGGGCUGCUGCUGGUGGCGGAGGCGGGCAGAAGCCUGGUGCUCUGGAAGUUCCGUGCAGGGGGUCGCUGCCUGGUUCCCCGUGGGUCCCCUCUGUGGCUGCCGCCAAACCUCUCGGGUGCGCUUGCGCGUCUGGCUCUCGGGCCUCAGCAUCCCCCUCACGUCCCACGCUGCUGCGCAGCCUACGGCUCAGCCGUGCUCACCUUUGAUCUGCACACCUGGGCUGUCACAGAUGUGCGUCGGGAUCUGCACAAAACCACCAUCUCCGACCUGGUGUACUGUAGAGAGGUGGGGGCCAUGGUGACAGCUUCUCGGGACAGCACGGUGAAGGUGUGGGAGGCUGACUGGCAGAUCCGGAUGGUGUUCGUGGGACACACAGGCCCGGUGACUGCGGUGGCCGUGCUCCCGAACACGGCCCUUGUGCUGUCGGCUUCUCAAGACGGGACGCUGCGCACGUGGGACCUGCAGGCAGCGGCGCAGGUGGGUGAGGUGGCGCCGAGCCGCCGGAGCCCGAGCGUGCCGUCGGAGACCGUGAGGCAUCUGCUGGCUCCCGCCGGCCCCGGCUGGCCCUUGCUCGCCUUGCGCGCCCGCAGCGUGGAGCUGUGGCGCGUGCGGGAGCUCUACUCGCCAUUGGCCCAGCUGUCGGCGCCGGUGCUCCACCUGCAGGUGGCGCCGGCGCUGCCCUCGCCCAUGGCCCCGCAAGCGCAGCUGCCCACGCGCCUCGUGUGCGCCUGCGCCGACGGCUCGGUCUACCUGGUGUCGGUCUCCAGUGGACGCACCGUGAGCGCGCUUCUGCUGGAGCCUGAGGACUGCGCGGCCGCCGUGGCCUACUGCCUGCCCCGCGAGGUGCUGUGGCUGAUGACGCGCGCCGGGCACCUGCUGUGUGCCAAUGCAGCACGCUGCCCCAUGCGCGUGCUGCACCGCCUGUGCCCGCCGCCGCCCCCGGCGCCCCGGCCUUGCUGCCUGCAUCUCUACAGCCACCUCACGGAUCCCGGGAGCGCGUUUGCCGCCUGGGAGAUAGUGCGCCAGUACAAGGGCGAGCUGUGCCGCAGUGACGUGGCCGGGGCCUGGAAGGACAAGAACCGGUGGGUGCCGGAGCCAGCCAGGGUUGGGCAAGGCGGCCGGGUCCACACCAACAGGCUGUGGUCACCCAUAGGUACCUGCUCGUGGUGGGGCACACUGAUGGCACCCUGUCCGUACUUGAGUUGCGCUCCUCGAAGACGGUCUUCCGUACGGAGGCGCACGGCCCAGGCCCCGUCACCGCCAUUGCGUCCACCUGGAACAGCAUCGUGUCCUCCGGUGGGUACCUCUCCUCCCUCCACGGCCGGCCUGGGAACCCCUUCCCUCCCCAAAGGCCCCACUGUGGCUCCCGUCCCCACAGGGGGAGACUUGACCGUGAAGAUGUGGCGCGUCUUCCCGUAUGCCGAGGAGAGCCUGAGCCUCCUGCGCACCUUCUCCUGCUGCCGCCCGGCGCUGGUGCUCUGCGCCCUCGGGAAUCGCAUCACCGUGGGCUUCGAGGACCUGAACAGCGCCACCUAUGGCUUGGUGCAGUUUGGCCUGGGCAACAGCCCUCGCUUUGAUCACCGGCCCCAGGACGACCCCACGGACCACAUCACCGGCCUGUGCUGCUGUCCCACACUCAAGCUGUACGCCUGCUCCAGCCUGGACGGCACCAUCCGCAUCUGGACCGCGGAGAACCGCCUGCUGCGGCUCCUGCAGCUGAACGGUGCCCCUCAGGCCCUGAGCUUCUGCAGUAACCGUGGGGACCUGGUGCUGGCCCUGGGCUCCUGCCUCUGCCUGGUGGCCCACAGGCUCUACCUGCCCACAUCUUACCUGAUUAAGAAGCUGUGCCAGGAUGUCCCUGAUGUGGUGGAUGACCCUCCACUGCCGCUGACCAGCCAGGAGUCGCUGACCUCAGCCCAGCUGCAGAGGCUCGCCAGCCUGCGCGGGGUGGCCAGCCUCAGCACAGCCUCGUCUUUCAUCCGCUGCCCGACGGCCACACCUCAGCAGCCAGUGUUGGAGAAGGACUUGGAAGCCUUCAUUGCCCGGGACCAAGACCUUCAGCAGCUGAAACUGGGGCUGGUGGGCCCUGCAGCCCGGCCCUCACCCUCCUGGCAGCAGUGCCAGGAGGCCUUUGAUAACUACCUCCGUCUGAUUUAUGGCCCUGGUCUGCUGGUGAGUGUGGGGCCUCCCCAGUCCCUCCCUUCACCCGGAGCCUCUGACACUGCCCGUCUGCCCUGCCCUCCCUGCCAGGGCAGGUAUUCCGGAGGAGAGUCCCAGCAGUGGAGCACCGUGACCCUCACAGUGGAGAGACAGACCUGGGACAUGUGCGCCCUGCCCAGAGACGUCCCCGAUCUCGGGGGCGUUGAAGCCUCGCCACCACAGGAUCUUGGGACCCUGGGCCAGCGCUUUGCCCGACCACCCCAAGUCCCCUUGCCUCCCCCCACCACCCACCGGAGAUUGCACAGCAGAGCACCCCAGCUGCUGGCCCGCUCCUCCCCGAGCCACGAACUGGGCCUUAGUCUGCAACUGCAGCUGCAGUUGGAGCGGCUCCACGGGGAGAAGCCUGUGGCCCUGGAUCCACUGUCCUCCCACCUGCAGCGCAGGAUCCCCCUGCUGCUGAAGAGGCGGCCCCAGGAGCAUCUCUCCAACCCCAGGGGCUUCUUCCCUGCCGCUGUUCAGCCCUAUGAGAUGCCCAGACAGGCCCAGCCCCUUCUCCCCACACAUCUGGCACUCUUACCUUCCCAGUACUGGCGGCGGCCCAUCCGCUUCCCGGGCUGCGUGCCCAACUCGGUGGUGCUGCAGCAGAUGUGGCUGCCUGUGGAGGUCAGCGGCCUCGGAGCCCUGGGCCCGCGCCGCUGCGAGAGCAAGCCUGGAGGGAGCCGGGACGACCCGUGGCUGCCGCGGCAGGAGAAGCUGACCCAGUUGUUGGGAGGGGAGGGGGAGGAGGAGGGCGAGCAGGGUCUGGACUGGGCCUCGGACUCGCAGCGCCGCCACACGCAGCUCUCCGACCAGCUGCCGGAGCAGGAAGCUCAGAGCCCCGAGGGUCGCAUCCCGAAGCCCAUGGGCUCCCGCGAGGACACCGCCAGGGCCGAGACCUGUCUUCACUGCCCCCAGUUCCACUACGGGCACUCGCUCUGGGAAGAGCGCUGCGGGCAUCUGCCUAGGUUCCUGCUUUUUUUCGUCGGCCAGAACUGGUUCAAAAAGCUCUUCCCCAUCUUCACUCUGCAGGCGUACCCCGAGGUGGGCACGGUGGAGGGCCUGGCCUCGCUGUUCAUGGACCUGCUGGACGAGGCCUCUUGGGCAGACCGUGUGCACAUCCUGCACGCGCUGCUGAGGCUGCUGCCCGACGUCAGCAGAGACCUCUGUAGCCGGCUGCACGGCAUCCUCGUGCGCUUGCUCAACCUGGACCAGCCCCCCAGCCUCCAGGACAGGAUGCAGAAGCAGUUUGUGAUGCUGGCGCUGCAGCUGCUCCGGGCCUGCUCCCUGGAGUCCCGCGAGGUGGUGCUGGAGCUCCUGUGCUACGUCCUUUACUCGCCAGCCUCCUGCUGGCCGGACCUCAGGAAGCUGCUGGAAGGACUCGGCCUUCAGGACCCGCACGGCCUCCUGUUCAAGGAGAUGAUGACCUGGGUCCAGGGCCCGGAGCGCGCCUCCAAGGCCGCACUGCGCAAGCGCUGCUGCCAGAAGCUGGAGGAGAUGGUCGGGCAGCUGAAGCAGAUGGAAACUGUGCCGCCAUCUGUAGCCAAGUCGUCAGAGAUGCUGCCCGAGGUCUCAGAGACCUCAGCACUUCACCCUCCUUCGAAGGAGACCCUGUCGCAGAUUUCCAUGGUCUCUGGGGCAACUGUUCAUAUCUCUGUGAUGCCCUCAAGCGUCUCCCGGACGCCCUCACCGGUGGUCUCACCCGGAGAGCCGGACUUGGCCGCCCUGGAGUUGCAGGCCCAGCAGACGCUUGCACAGAUGCGCUUUGGGCGGACCCAACGUGCACCGUCUGGGACAGUGACGCACUUGGGCCCCUUGCCUGAGGCCCACUUGGGAUCCUCCGCGCCAGCUGCGCUGCCCGAUGAGCCACUGCCUCUGGAGCAGACGACCUGGUCACAGUCAAAACUGCUGGACCUGGGGCCCAUCAACGCACUCAACUGCUUCUGCGAGCAGCGUGGGGCUCGGCAGCAGGACCCCCUGCAGGAGGAGCCCAAGACCCCGCCCCCUCGCCCGCCCCCACGGACGCCCAGCGUGGUGGUGCCACAGCCCCGGGAACCCCGGCACUACUCCAUCCUCCGGCUUCAGGAGGCCAAGGUCCAGAGGUCCCCAAUGAAACCGAGGGGCCGAAUGCUGUCCCGGCUCUGGGCGGGCCGCACCCUGGAUGGUGCCGUCCGGAUGCUGAAGCUGCCGCUGCCCCGGGUGGAACUGCAGCCUUUCCCCCCAGACUGGCCCAGGCCGGCCCAUCCGCUGCCCCCGCAGCUCCUGCAGCCUGCCCUGCAACGCUACUUUCUGCCAGAUGACACGGACCCUGACAGCUACAGCUGAGCUGGCUGGUGACCCUGGCCUGACCCUGCCUCCCCCUUUUCCCUCCAGCAUGGAGUCAGGACAUGGCUCUCCAGCCGGCUGUUCACCCCAGCCAAGGCCCAGGGCCCGAAUAAAGUCCAGAGGCCACGGCCAGCUCACUUUCACCUUUGGGGGCCCCUGAUGUGGGCGAGGGGGGGCUCUGGCUGGUGUGUCACGAACCUGCUGGUGGCCAGCUGCAUGUGUGAGGCAGGAGCUGGGGGACUGGUGGGGUCUGGGAUGGGACAGGGUCUGGGCUCGGGUCAGCACGUGGUAGAGCAGCGUUCUCGGUGCGGGAGGGCCUGUCUGCCCAGAGAGGGAAACUGCCGCACGGGCGUGGCCCUGCUCAGGCACUCAGCCACGGUGCUCAGGAGGGGAGGGGGAGACUAACGGGUGGGCCGGGGAGAGGGGAGGGUCUGGGUGGUCGCAGGUGUGUGUGGGGGAGCUUGCAGUCAUUUGAUGCAGGUGAAACCAGGAGUCGGUCGGAGCUUUGCUACCUUUAGGCUGGAAAGGAGAAAAAUUAAUGAAGAGGCCCCGUCUGCUUUAUCCGAGAAGCAGUAAAGAGGCAGUGUUCUCUGGACCUUUCAACCUAAAAGUCACCAGGAGAUUCACCUUGUCUGUGAAGCACGGGGUCUCGGGGCCUCGGCCUUCUUCUGAACUGCCGUGACCUCAAAGGGCACUGACCCAACCACACGUGGAGCCCACGUGCGCACUUACUAGGACGGCUUUUGUGACGGGCCUGUUCUAGCUUUCUGUAUCCUGCUGCUGGGUUGCCUGAGCAGCGAUCUCUUUCCUGUAUUUUCAGCCUCUGACUUUACACAUUUCUGCUCAAUGGCUUUGUGGUUAAAAUUGGUCUCCCACGCCUUUCCCACAGCCCCUAACCUGCGCAGGGGCUCUUGUCACAGGGCUGCUGAGUGGGCCGCUCUUUCCUAGGCCAAGGAGGGCCAGCAGUGCCAGGUCCAGAUAACUGAAAAACUUGACGUUUUUAUAAAAGGAACUGUACCUGCUACAACAAGGACUGAGGCCCGUAGUAGCCUGCAUCUACUGGUGUUUCUAUGUUUCGAAUUACAGAAGCAAUAAAUGCUUUAAAAAAUACA